GCCAAAAUUGAGUUGUUUAGAAAAAUGCGGUGAUGUCGCCGCCAGAGAUUUGGCUUCUACAAAAGCCCAAGUCGCUCUCUCUCAGUAAAUCUGAAAGCAAGCAAUUAUCGAAUGCUAUUUUAUGGAAAAGAACUGCUCGAAAACGAUAAUCCUUGUCAUUGUCGCACACUCUUUUCCUUCAUAAUAUAUAAAUAUGCGAUUUGGACCGACAUUGGCUUCUUCCAUUUUCGUUGGCUUUCGGCUUCAAUCUCAAUCAGACCCACGUCGGGAUUUGGGGAUUAAUCUUCUGCGCCGGGAACCAUGGAAGGCGGAGUGAAAUUGACCAAAUGGGGUUAUCAAAUUAGAACAUCAUCCGACGCUUGCAUCUCCGCCAUUAAUGCGUUCUAUGAUCAGGUGCUUAGUUACGGGAGGAAGAGGUCUGUGAUUCUGGACGCUACUGUCCAUGACAAAGACUGUGUGCUUGCAAAUGUUUUGGCUGUUCAUUUUCUUUCAUCCUCAGAUCCUUCGCGAGUUCAUCAUCAUCUCCAAGCAGCCAAGGCCGGUCUGGAUCGUGCGACCCCAUAUGAGAAAGCCGUUUUCGAUGCUAUCAGUUGUUUAAUGUCCAAUAACAGAGACGAUAAUGUUGCCGUUGAGCUGCAUAGUGAGCUGCUUAAAAAGUUCCCAAAGGAUCUAUUGUCUUUGAAAAGGGCUCAACUGCUAUGCUUUUACAUGGGAAAUGCUGAUCUAUCUUUAGCUUUGGUUCAACAGGUUUUACCCCAAAAUCAAGAAGAAGGUUUCAUUUAUGGCAUGCUUGCUUUUUCUUUGUUGGAACUUGGCUACAUGGAAGAAGCUGAAAAGGCUGCAAGAAGAGGACUUGAUAUCAACAAGAAAGAUGGUUGGGCACAGCAUGCGUUAUGCCAUGUUCUUCAAUAUCGGUGUCAUUUUAAAGAAGCGGUUGAGUUUAUGGAAGCAUGCUCGCCUUCAUGGAGUGACUGUUUAUCCUUCAUGGUGACACAUAAUUGGUGGCAUGUGGCUCUGUGUUACCUGGAAGCCAAUUCUCGGUUGAGUAGAAUCCUUGAAAUAUAUGACAACUAUAUAUGGAAGGAGUUGGAAAAACCCGAUGCUAUGGGACCAGAUGUAUACUUGAAUGCCCUUGGUUUGAUGUUGCGGUUGUUUGUGCGUGGUGAAUAUGAUCCAUGUGAGGGUCGUCUGAAGAUCUUGGCCAAAGUUUUAACUGAUAAAGCUAACUGGCAUCUAGAGUGGCACUUUGACGUACUGACGUCAUGGGCUUUGGCUAAGGCUGGACAGAUUUUUGCAGCAGAAGAGUUACUUGGGAGCUUGAAGUCCCGGUCAUGCAGCAUUCUCUUAUUAGUUAGUUAUUUACAUGUGUGUGGCUUUAUGGCUCAAUAUUAUCUGUUGUUUUUGCGUAGAUUGUUGAAAAUGACACCAAAGAGACGAGAAAAGAUGCAAAGAGGAAUGCUGCUUGCAGAAGCUCUCUACAAGUACGGGAGAGGAGAUUACGAAUGUGCAUUAGACUUGCUUGGUCUGGAUUUUGAUGCAAAUGACUACAAGAUGAUUGGUGCAUCAAACGAACAACUUGACGUAUUUAAUGAAGUCUGGUAUGAUAUUUUGAUGAACACAGGACACGCUGCAAAGGCGAUCGAAGUAAUUGAGAAACAGAUCAAGAAAAGAGAAAAAGUUCCAUAUCUGUGGCGCCUUCUGGAGAGAGGGUUCGGCAAAAUUGGAAGGCCGGAGGAAGCUGCCAUUGCCAGAGACAAAGCCAGGAGCUUGGAGAAGGCACAUUUCAAGUAAAACCCAUGAAGUUGCAAGUCUUCAUGAUCUUGUAUUGUAUGAAAGAUGAUGUGUGUUUCUUUGGACAACAUAUUUAACCCACGUAUGUUACAGAUUACUGCCUGUGUAAUCUGCUGUGUAAAUAUGUCUCGAACAAGACAGAACUUUCCUUUUCCACGUCAAACCAGUGGUUUUGAAGAAUAAGGACGAGGAAAAGGGAUGGGAUUCGGCCAUGUAAUUUAUCUCUAAAAGUGGAAUUAUAAAAUUGGUCAAAGAACACUUUGAUCCCUCAACCGUUAAGGAGUAAUAAUUUAAUUCUUGAACUCUUCAGUCGGUAGUCAUCUAGGCCAUGUAUCAAAUUACGAUGAAAAUUGGUGUAGUCGAAUUGAAAUUUUAUUGAUGA
Molecule: messenger RNA, 2173 nt
Organism: Benincasa hispida (wax gourd)
Lineage: Eukaryota; Viridiplantae; Streptophyta; Magnoliopsida; Cucurbitales; Cucurbitaceae
Product: Tetratricopeptide repeat (TPR)-like superfamily protein
Molecular function (GO): protein binding
Source: RefSeq, a predicted model, not a curated record